Selaginella moellendorffii is the source of this 1434-nucleotide messenger RNA. Its product is annotated as ribosomal RNA large subunit methyltransferase I. Gene Ontology annotation, molecular function: methyltransferase activity; RNA binding. The record is from RefSeq and is a predicted model, not a curated record. Lineage: Eukaryota; Viridiplantae; Streptophyta; Lycopodiopsida; Selaginellales; Selaginellaceae. The coding region runs from base 12 to 1388 and encodes 458 amino acids. The transcript has 7 exons.
UUUCGUUUUUCAUGUCGUGUUUGGCGCCUCUGGUGGCGCGAUGGGCCGCAAGCUCCGCCGCUGGAAGCAAGCGCCUGGCGGAAGUAGCGUCUUUGAAUCCCGGUGUUUCUAGGGUCGUCUUGAAGAAGGGCAAGGCGCAGAUCUUCGUCACUGGCAAUCCCAUGGUGUUUAGCGGCGCCAUCGAUCGGAUUAUCGGCCGGCCUCCUCCCAAGACGGGGGAUCUCGUGCUUGUCACGAAUGGCGCCGAAGAGCCUAUCGCUUGGGGAGUCUACAAUGCGGUCUCUAUGUUUCGGGUUCGUGUGUUACAAACCCAAGACGAAGCUGCAAGAGAUCCACACUCCAACUUUGAUAUUGAGAAGCUUAUCGAGACUAGAUUGUCUGGAGCUCUUGCGCUUCGAAAAGCUUUGGGCCUUCCUUCCAGUGAAACAAAUGUUUAUCGGCUUGUCAACAGUGAAGGUGAUAGGCUUUCGGGACUUGUGGUGGAUGUCUUUGACAAGCAUAUAGUUGUGGCAUCGUCUGCUGCGUGGGUCGAAAAAUACAAGACGAACAUAGAGGAAACUCUCAAGAGAUUAGUCGGGACGAAACUUCUGACUUGGAGGCCAUCUGUGGAGCUGCUGAAGGAAGAAGGCUUCGAAUGCGUGAUUGAAUCAGAAGAAAGGCCCGAAGAAGUUCACGUAAGUUCUCUUAUUCAUUUGUUUAUUGAGGGAUUUAGUGACGGAUUUUUCAGUGAUACGAGCUUGUGCUGCCAGGUGCUUGAAAACGGUAUUGCUUAUCAAGUCUCUUUGGGGGGACAAAAGACUGGAUUUUACGUCGAUCAGCGAGAUAAUCGGCUGGCACUCAGGUCCUUUUGCAAAGAUAAAACCAUUUUGGAUCUUUGCUGCUACACUGGUGCCUUUGCGCUCAACGCAGCCAUCACAGGAGCUUCUCGAGUCAUUGGCGUUGACUCCUCGAAGUCUGCUAUAGACCUUGCGGACGCAAACAUCUCUCUCAACAACAUAGAUCCACAAGUGAUUACGUUUGAGAAGGCGGACAUUGUUCAGUACAUGAAAGCCGCGCUGUCAAAAGGAGAAACCUGGGACGUGGUUGUGCUUGAUCCUCCAAAGCUGGCACCGAGCCGCAAGUUUCUCGAGAAAGCUGCGAUCAAAUACCGCAACCUAAACGCAAUGGCGAUGCAAUUAACCAAACCUGGUGGAUUGCUAAUGACUUGCUCGUGCUCUGGCGCUGUGGCACAAAGCCAGAACUUCUUAUCGAUCAUCCAGGAGGCUGCGAGAGCCGCUGGAAGAAAAGCCGCAUUGCUUCGUGUUUCUGGAGCUGGACCAGACCACCCGAUUGAUCUGGCAUAUCCAGAGGGCUCAUAUUUAACAAAUUGCCUUCUCCGAGUAAUAUAACGCCAUGUGUCUCCUAAAUCUUGGGCGUUAAACCCUUUGAUGCGAA